UACUGUUCUGGGAAGGAGGACUGGGCAUCCAGGGGGUGGUUGACAGGGGAGGAUGGGAUUGCACCGCUGUGGGAAGUGCUCCUCCAGCUCUCUGAAUAGUGAGAGAGGGACCUUGGGCAGAAUACACAGCAGCCCAAACAGAAUGUGGGAACAGGAAGUCAGUGACAGUGAGACGCAGCCACGGGACACCCUCAGGACCUGGUGCUCAUCCAGCCGCCCUGCCUUGCCUGACAACCCCAGCACUGCUCUGGCCAUGGUGUGAAAGCUUGAUAGACACUCAGCAGCUGCACUGUGCCCAAUAAUCUGGAGCAUUUUUCCAAAGACAUAGCCCAGCAUGGUGGCACUGCCUGUGGGAAGAGGCAGAGGGUGAACCAGGAACUGUCUCCCAGGCUCGGAGGAAUCUGAGGUGAGAAGAGACGGCAUCAGAGGUCCCGGACUCUGGAGUAAGUGCGAUGAGACCGAGGGUCCAUAACAAGGACUCCAUGGUGGAGGAAGCUCAUGCCUGUGAGCUGAGUGGGGUGGGAGGGACCAAGAGGACAAGCAGGAGGAACUGCGGCCAGGGAGAACCACCUUGUGGACAGUCUGCGGCUGCCUGAGGACUGGGCUCACUGGGUCUGAAGGUGGCAUUGCCCAGGGUUAGGUGCCAUCCUCUGAGAGGGUGGGGAAGCCACAGGGGCAGACCCUGCAGGUCUUGACCCCAGGCUGGCCAUCAGGGUCCCUGGACAGACAUCUGACUCCAGGGGUCUGGACUCAGGCCAUCUGGCAGAGCUCCACCCCCUCUGAAGAAGAACGUGCACCAAAUUCUGCAAACCAGCCAUUUCCAGGAAUGGAAACCGAAAGCUGCUCCGUAGCCGUCCCCUCACCGUGGGGGAAGUGGGGGAAGCAGGCAGUGCUCAGAGCUGAAAGUUGAAGGGUGGGAGCCAGGGCGGCCUGUGGAGCAGGGACGGGGAGGAACCAGGAGCCCAGGCUGCCCGGCUGCUGCUCCUCCUGUCCUCCUCCUCCUCCACUCCCUCCUAGGAGGACCCCAGCUCCCCACACCUGCUUCUCUCCGUCCUGAACAUCGUGGGCCUGGAUUCCGGCUUUGGAAGCUUCUGGGCAGAUUGCGUCACUGCUCAUCAUCAUGGAAGGGGCCUAUGUGUCCCCUCAGGCUGAGUCAUCUACAUGCUUCACAGAUUCUGUAGUCAUUCCGGAAGAUAGCAAUAUUUUAUCAAAAGAAGUCAUCAAGAGUAUUGAGAUGGCCGUGGAAGCAGGGAAGCUGCUGAACGUAGCCCUGGUGGUCAAGGAGGUGAUGCAGAAGGUGUCCAGCAUCUCAGUGAGCAUCGCUGUGACGGGGGACACGGGCAACGGCAUGUCAUCCUUCAUCAACGCGCUUAGAGUCGUUGGACAUGAGCAGGAGGACUCAGCUCCCACGGGGGUGGUGAGGACCACCCAGCGUCCAACCUGCUACUCCUCCUCCAGCUUCCCCUACGUGGAGCUGUGGGACCUGCCUGGCCUGGGGGCCACAGCCCAGAGCGUGGAGAGCUAUCUCGAGGAGGUGAAGGGCAGCCAGUACGACCUCUUCAUCAUCAUCGCUUCUGAGCAGUUCAGCUCCAAUCACGUGCAGCUGGCCAAAGCCAUCCAGAGGAUGGGAAAGAAGUUCUAUGUGGUGUGGACCAAGGUGGACAGAGACUUCAACACAAGUGCCCUCUCAGAAUCCCAACUGCGGCAGAAUGUCCAAAAGAACAUCUUGGAAAACCUCCAGAAGGAGGGGGUGAAGGGACCUCCCGUAUUUCUGGUAUCUAGCCUUGAACCUUCAUCACAUGACUUCCCAAAGCUUCGGAAGAUGUUGCAAGAAAGCCUUUCCAAAAUUAGGUGUAAUGGUCUCUCAGAGACCUUUUUCCAAAUCUGUGAGAAGAUCAUUAAUAGUAAAGUACAUUCCAUUAAGAGGAGAAUAGACAUAGGAAGUCUCCCUGAGACAUCUGGUCACUCGAUGGAGAGCCCGACUGACUACCCAUCACUCUUUGGUGUGGAUGAUGAACCUAUCCAACAGGUGGCUCAGAGCAUGAACACAUCAGUUGCAGAAUACAAGGCUAUCCAGACGUGCCGUCAAGAUGGCUGGACGUGGUCUUGGAUGUGUCAUGUUACAACCAAUUUCUUCUAUACAACUCUCAGCUACAUGCCAUACUGUGGUGACUCUGGCACCUACUACCUUAGAUGUAAGCAACAGGAAAAACUAGUUGGUGAAGUUGCUGACAAGACCAAGAGGAUCCUGAGGAAAAUCCUGGAUGACUCUGUUGUCUGCCUCUCCCAGAGGCUCCAAGUUCCUUGAGGUUAAUAAGUGGACUUUUUUUUUUUUUGGUCUUUUUGAG
Messenger RNA from Nannospalax galili (Upper Galilee mountains blind mole rat), 2348 nucleotides. RefSeq names its product immunity-related GTPase family M protein 1-like. Gene Ontology annotation, molecular function: GTPase activity; GTP binding. The coding region runs from base 1121 to 2308 and encodes 395 amino acids. The transcript is spliced from 2 exons. NCBI's taxonomy places the organism in Eukaryota, Metazoa, Chordata, Mammalia, Rodentia, Spalacidae. Gene Ontology annotation, biological process: cellular response to interferon-beta; defense response. The record is from RefSeq and is a predicted model, not a curated record. Gene Ontology annotation, cellular component: endoplasmic reticulum membrane.